Loxodonta africana (African savanna elephant) is the source of this 9753-nucleotide messenger RNA. RefSeq names its product zinc finger protein 268. The transcript has 11 exons. The record is from RefSeq and is a predicted model, not a curated record. Gene Ontology annotation, molecular function: RNA polymerase II cis-regulatory region sequence-specific DNA binding; DNA-binding transcription factor activity, RNA polymerase II-specific. Gene Ontology annotation, biological process: regulation of transcription by RNA polymerase II. Bases 170 to 5023 code for a protein of 1617 amino acids. NCBI's taxonomy places the organism in Eukaryota, Metazoa, Chordata, Mammalia, Proboscidea, Elephantidae.
AUUUGCCUUACAACGGAGGUUUCCUUUCAAGGUGCUAAGGCUAGGUUGACUCUCGGAACUGUAGGUGUCUGAUACCAAUGGCUGUUACCACCAGGCUCUAUGGCCGGGACUGUUUGCAUUUUCUAGGCUCCCUCUCACUCAAGAAAGCGUCAUCAAGAAAGAGCAGGGUAUGGAAGCCCAGUUGCUAACUGCCCAGUCCAGGACACAGGUGACCUUCAAAGAUGUGCUUGUGGACUUCACCAAGGAGGAGUGGAAGCUCCUGAACACUGCUCAGCAGAUCAUGUACAAACAUGUGAUGCUCGAGAACUAUAAGAACCUCAUUUCCUUGGGGCAUCAGUUUCCCAAACCAGAUGUGAUUCUUCGGUUGGAGAAGGGUGAAGAGCCCUGGCUGAUGGAGAUUCACCAGGAGACCUUUCCAGAUUCAGAGACUGCAGUUGAAAUUAAAUCAGCAAUAUUCAAUAAGAACAUCUUUGAAGAUAAACAAUCCUAUAACAUUAAAGUGGAAGGAAUGGCAAGGAAUGACCUCUGGUAUUUAUCAUUAGAAGAAGUCUGGAAAUGUGAAGACCAGUUGGACAAGUACGAGGAAAACCAGGAGAAGCAUUUGAGGCAAGUAGCCUUCAUGCAAAAGACAGUUCUUACUCCAGAGAGAGUCUGUGAAAAUGGCAAAUAUGGGGGAAAUGGUCUUCUCCCUGCACAGCUAGCACUGAGAGAGUAUUUCCAUAAACAUGACUCACAUAAUAAAAGUUUAAAACACAAUUUAGUUUUUACUGGCCAUCAGGAAAGCUAUGCAGAUGACAAUAAUGAAUGUGGUCAAACGUUAUGUCAAAACAUUCACCUUAUUCAGUUUUCAAGAACUCAGACGGGAGGUAAACCCUACAAAUGCCCUGAUACUGAUGACUCUCUUACUCAUGGUACUUCCCUUGGUAUAUCGAAGGACAUGCAUAGAGAGAAACCUUAUGAAUGUAAAGAAUGUGGAAAAUCCUUCAGUUGGCGCUCUAAUCUUACCAGGCACCAGCUUAUUCAUACUGGAGAGAAACCCUACGAAUGUAAAGAAUGUGGAAAAUCCUUCAGCCGGAGUUCUCACCUCAUUGGACACCAAAAGACUCAUACUGGUGAGGAACCCUAUGAAUGUAAAGAAUGUGGAAAAUGCUUCAGCUGGUUCUCUCACCUUGUUACACAUCAGAGAACUCACACAGGAGACAAACUGUAUACAUGUAAUCAGUGUGGGAAAGCUUUUGUUCAUAGCUCCAGGCUUAUUAGGCAUCAGAGAACCCACACUGGAGAGAAACCCUAUGAGUGUCCUGAAUGUGGAAAAUCUUUUAGACAGAGCACACACCUCAUUCUGCACCAGAGAACACAUGUUAGGGUGAGGCCCUAUGAAUGUAAUGAAUGUGGUAAGUCUUACAGUCAGAGAUCCCAUCUUGUUGUGCAUCAUAGAACUCACACUGGACUGAAACCCUUUGAGUGCAAAGAUUGUGGGAAAUGCUUUAGUCGAAGCUCUCACCUUUUUUCACAUCAGAGAACCCAUACUGGAGAAAAACCCUAUGAAUGUCAUGAUUGUGGUAAAUCCUUCAGCCAGAGCUCUGCCCUUAUUGUGCACCAGAGAAUCCAUACUGGAGAGAAACCAUAUGAAUGCUGUCAGUGUGGGAAAGCCUUCAUCCGGAAGAAUGACCUUAUUAAGCAUCAAAGAAUUCAUAUUGGAGAAGAGACCUUUAAAUGUAAUCAGUGUGGGAUUAUCUUUAGCCACAACUCUCCAUUUAUAGUACAUCAGAUAGCUCACACUGGAGAGAAAUUCCUAACCUGUAAUCAGUGUGGGACAGCUCUUGUUAACAGUUCUAACGUUAUCAGGUACCAGACAAGUCCUAUCGGAUCACUCGCUCCAGAGGCUUCUGGGAGUUGUAGUUUCUUCCGUCCUCCGGUCGCUGUGACGCAUUUCCCGUGCGUCCAUACUGGCGCCAUUGCUGUGUGCCCGCUGGAUGCGGCUUAUCGUAUCUUCGGCGUCCAUCACCUGUGGCGUUCCCCGGGUCUGGGGUGGACCUCCCUCGUCUGGCCAGAGGGCCGUCUGCCCAAGGGCCCCGGGCGGGCGCCGCAGAGUCAGGAGCGGAGACGCAGACAAUCUGCCUUCGGGUUUUACCAUUCCCAGACGGGACAGGCGAAACCGACAGUGGGAAUGGCCACCAGGAUCCGGACAGCUUCAGUCUGGGUCCCACCUCUCCUGGAACGAAACAGCCCGUGUGACAUAAGGCUCAGAAAGCUCCCAGGCCAGGAACCCAUUCUGGGUGAAGGGACCCCUGACCAGAGAUCUCUUCAUGGGGUACCUGAGUGGAACCAGAAGAGCCACAAAACAGGGCAGGUCCUAAAGUGGCUGUUGAUUUACCAAGAGCAGUCAGAAACAAGCACGUCUUGGGGGCCAUUGUCAUUCAAAGAUGUGUAUGUGGAUUUUACUUGGGAGGAGUGGCGGCUCCUGGACCCUGCUCAGAAGAGCCUGUACAGGACCGUGAUGUUGGAGAACUAUAGCAACCUGGUGUCCCUGGGGUAUCAACAUACCAAACCUGAUAUAAUCUUCAAGUUGGAACAAGGAGAAGAGCUGAGGAUGAUAAAGGCCCGAAUCCCAAAUCAGAGCUGUCCAGAAAAAGUCCAGGAAAUUGAUCAUAAUACGGAAUGGCAACAGGAAAAUCAAGGCAAACUGGGAAGUAUGGCAAAAGAUUAUGAAUAUACAUUUGAAAAACUUUAUCUCGGUACAAAUUAUGUGUCUUUAAGAAAAAAAAUUCAUAAGCAUGACACACAUGGAAAGAAUUUGAAGUAUAAUAUCGGAUUAACUAGUAACUAUGCUGGAACGAAUCCUAAUGGGUUUUGUGUACAUAAAGAAUCAUUCCUCCAACCUAAACGUGAGGAAACUCUCGUUGGAAUGAAAUACUGUGAAAGUAAUGAAUCUGGAAAAGCGAUUAACAAGAAGCCACAACUCAUAUGCCAGCAAAUGUGUAUGACAGAGAAGCCCUUUGAAUGCAGUUACUGUGGGAUAGCCUUCAGCUGCAAGUCAAACCUUGCAGUGCAUCAGCGCACUCAUUCAGGAGAGCAAUCCUACAAAUGUAAUGAACGCAGGAAUGAGUUUAGCAGCAAGUUAUAUUUCGUUGCACAUCAGCGAACUCAUUCUGGAGAGAAACUUCAUGAAUGCAGUGAAUGUGGGAAAGCUUUCAGUUUCAAUUCACAACUUGUUACACAUCAGAGAAUUCACACAAAUGAGAAUCCCUGUGAAUGCUGUGAAGGUGGGAAAGUUUUCAGCAGAAAAGAUCACCUCAUUUCACUCCAGAGAACUCAUUUGGGGCAGAAAUCAUAUGGAUGCAAUGAAUGUGGGAAAUCUUUUGGUUUGAAGUCACAGCUCAUUAUUCAUCAAAGAAUUCAUACAGGAGAGAAACCCUAUGAAUGCUGUGAAUGUCAGAAAGCCUUUAAUACAAAGUCAAACUUUAUGGUACAUCAGAGGACCCACACAGGAGAGAAACCCUAUGGUUGUGGUGAAUGUGGGAAAGCCUUUACUUUCAAGUCACAGCUCAUCAUUCAUCAGGGAGUUCACACUGGAGUAAAACCCUAUGCAUGCAUUCAGUGUGGGAAGGCCUUCGGUUUGAAGUCACAGCUCGUUGCACAUCAGAGAAGUCACACAGAAAUGAAACCUUAUGUAUGCAGGGAAUGUGUAAAAGCCUUCGGGAGCAAGUCAUACCUCAUAAUACAUAUGAGGACUCAUACAGGAGAGAAACCUCACGAAUGUAAGGAAUGCGGGAAAGCCUUCAGUUUCAAGUCACAGCUCAUUGUGCAUCAGAGAAUUCACACAGGAGAAAACCCCUAUGAAUGCCAUGAAUGUGGGAAAGCCUUCAGUCGGAAAUACCAGCUCAUUUCACACCAGAGAACUCAUGCGGGGGAGAAACCCUACGAAUGCAGUGACUGUGGGAAAGCUUUUGGUUUGAAGUCACAACUCAUUAUACAUCUGAGAACUCAUACAGGAGAAAAACCCUUUGAGUGCAGCGAAUGUCGAAAAGCCUUUAAUACAAAGUCAAACCUUAUUGUACACCAGAGAACUCAUACGGGAGAGAAGCCCUAUGGUUGUGGUGAAUGUGGGAAAGCCUUUACUUUUAAGUCACAGCUCAUUGUACAUCAGGGAGCUCACACUGGAGUAAAACCCUAUGCGUGCAUUCAGUGCGGGAAAGCAUUCAGUUUGAAGUCACAGCUCAUUGUACAUCAGAGAAGUCACACAGGAGUGAAACCUUAUGGAUGCAGUGAUUGUGGAAAAGCUUUCAGGAGCAAGUCAUACCUCAUUAUACAUAUGAGGACUCAUACAGGAGAGAAACCUCAUGAAUGCAGUGAAUGCGGAAAGUCAUUCAGUUUCAAUUCACAGCUCAUUGUGCAUCAGAGAAUUCAUACGGGAGAGAAUCCAUAUGAAUGUAGCGAAUGUGGGAAAGGCUUUAAUAGGAAAGAUCAGCUUAUUUCACAUCAGAGAACUCAUGCCGGGGAGAAACCUUAUGAAUGCAGUGAUUGUGGGAAAGCCUUUAGUAGCAAGUCAUAUCUAAUAAUACACAUGAGAACCCAUUCUGGAGAGAAACCAUAUGAAUGCAGUGAGUGUGGGAAAGCCUUCAUUUGGAAGUCACUACUCAUUGUACAUGAGCAAACUCAUGCAGUGAAAAACCCCUAUAAAUGCAGUCAAUGUGAGAAAUUCUUUAGUGGGAAAUUACGCCUUGUUGUUCAUCAGAGAAUGCACAUGAGGGAGAAACCGUAUGGAUGCAGUGAAUGUGAUAAAGCCUUCAUGAGGAAAUCUCAGCUCAUUGUGCAUCAGAGAACUCACUCAGGAGAGAAACCAUAUGGAUGCAAUGACUGUGGAAAGACCUUCUCUCAGAAAUCAAUUCUAAGUGCACAUCAGAGAACUCAUACAGGAGAGAAACCCUGUAAAUGCACUGAGUGUGGGAAGGCCUUUUGUUGGAAGUCACAGCUCAUUAUGCAUCAGAGAACUCACACAGUUGAGAAACGUAUUAGUUAAAUGUGAGAAACUGUCUCCAAAGUCAAUCAGGAAACUAUAAAUGGAUUCAUCUCAUUACACACCAGGAAGCUUAAACUGAACAGAAAGAAACCUUAUGAAUGCAGGGAAUAUACAAGGGCCAUCCAGAGAAACCUAUUCUUUACAUAUAAACACAAAGUGUAGAAACUAUGAGUACAGUAAAAAUGAGGCAGUCUAGCUUAUAUCUUGUUUAACAUCGGGAGUUUCACAUAGGAAUUCUAUUGUGUGAAUAUGGAAAGUUUUAGCAGGUCAUAACUUUUACCAAUUUAAACAGGUGAGGAACCAUGUGAAUGAAAUAAUUGUUGGAAAGUCACAAUUAAGUAUAAAAAUCAAAAGGAGGAAACUCACUAAAGCAAAGGAAUAUAGAAUAGACUCUCUUGAAACACAGUGUAUUAAAGUAGGGUUUUAACGAGAGAAGCUGUAGAGCCAAUGAACGGCAAAAUUAUUAAAAUUGCACUUCAAAAGCUCAUACUUUGGACAAACUAUGCUGAAAAUUUGGAAAAUCCUUCAUCUAGAAAUGACAAACCUAUCCCCCCAAAUUAUUAACUUCUGAAAGAAGACCUAUGAAUGUAUCAUGUGAGGCAAAGCCUUCAGCAGGAAGUUCACCUUACCAUAUACCUGAUUUUGUCUGGAAAUACUGUUUUGCUUAAUUUGGAAAAAUAGUUGUCUUUACCAUUUUUUUUCAAAGAAAAUCAUGCUCCAGAUGUUCCAGACUUUUAGGAAAUAUUAGAAAACCAGCUUAUGAAUGUGGAGGCACAUUAAAGAUAUUUUAAGUGCGUGAGAAAAUGUAAUAGGAUAAAAGUAAAUAUCCUAAGAUCUACAGUACAUAUGCAGUACAUAAUGUGGAAUUUGCAUACUUUGACAUUUUACUUUUGAAUGCAACAUAUGACACUUGGGUUGUAGAUACACGAACAUUAAUUUCUACUGUGAAUACCUGUUUGCUUCUUAACAAAUGAUUCAUCACUAGUAUGGCUUAUUGAAAAUACAUUUCAACAGUACAAAAAUUUUCUGUUGUUUUCCAGUUUAUGUAAGUGGUACUGGAAGCUACCAAUUAAUAGAAAUAAGUACAGUAUACAUUUCAUGUGUUUGUGUAUCUUGGAACCUAUUCUACCCCCACUGGUUAGAACAUCUUGAUUUUCUCUAAGGAAAAUAAUCCCUCACAAUGUUUGUAGUCAUGAUGAGACCAUCAUUCAUUGUGCCCUGUGAUGAAAUAGAGCUAUCUUAGAGGAAUCUGAGAACUCAACACUGCAGGUAUUUCUGAAAUAUUGUUCACUUUGUAUGUUCACUUUGUCCUUUUUCCUGGAAGAGGGAAUCCCAUGUCUUACCUAAAGAAACUGUUACUUACUGGAAAGAGGAAUUUAAUGAUUUCCAAAUGCCUAAUCUUUUCUGUGUUGAGCCCGUUACACAGAAUCAAAUCUGAAGAUACCUGGAGUGAAGAGUGAUACUUUACAGAAUCAAAGAGAAAGCUUAUGCAAAGAGUUGCAUGUAUUUGCUAAAUUAUAUUCCCAAAAUAUAAUGAGAGAUAUUAUGGAAGUGUUUUGUCAUUGUUGUAACGAGGUUGAUAAACAUUUAAGAAGAAAUCUGUAUUUAUUGUACUGCUACUGAGAGUUAUAUUUUAAAGUUUACUGUGUUGUCUUAUGGAAAUCACGUGCAAAUUUGCUCUGUAAAAGCCAGAUGUUGUGAUAAUGUUGAGGUUAGAGAGGAGAAUGUUACACUGCUGGCCACCUUUCCAGCUGUCCUGUAGCACAAGGUAGAACUUCACCCAGUUCUUGUUGUUGAGAGCGGCCCAACAUUUCUGUUUGUGGUGGCUUUCCCUUGAGAACCAAGAGGGAAACGAGUUCACAACAGCCCAGGCAGAAUGAGAUAAGGUGGAUUUCCACUUAAGGUUGUAAUUCCAUUGUGUUUGCAGUAAAAAAAAUGUCAGUUUCAUUGAAUUAAAGUUUUAAUGCUUUUAACUCUCCUCUUCUUUUUCACUUAACUAUCGUGGACACCUUUCCAUGUUACAGUAUAAUCCAACCAAACCUUUUGCUGUUGAGUCUGUUACAACUCAUAGUGACCCUAUAGGAUGGAGUAUAAUUGCCCCAUAGAGUUUCCAAGAGUGCCUGGUGGAUUUGAACUGCCAACCUUUUGGUUAGCAGCUGAAGUUCUUAACCACCAUGCCACCAGGGUUCCUGACUUUUAAUCCCUGGCUAGGAGUUCAUUACUUGGGUGUGUACUGAUGAAUUGACAUGUCAGUGUCCUACACCCUGUACCUUUCUAAGAUGCCUCACGGAGCAGCCAUCGGUUGAGCCUUCAGAAAAAUUUCAAAGUACCCUUCUGGCAGCCCAGACCUGCCACAGCCUGCAGGGGGUGCCCUAGGGGGUAGGUCAUUAUUAUGGUUAUUAUUAGUUACGGUGGUUGUGGUCAUGACAUUGAAUGAAGUUUUUUGACUCAGGACUAGAGAUGAUGGGGGUUGCCUGCACACAUACACACUCUCGGGGCCCAGCCUUCUGCAUUCCCACCAGGUGCCUGCCCCUCAGAUGAGGCUCUGGAAAUUUUCCAAAUUCCCUUCUGGAGGCUGGGACAGGUCUGUGCCAACCUAAGGGUCUGUGGGAGGGUGUCCAUGGACCCCCUGAGCUGGCAGAGAAUUAGUCCACGUGGGGCCUGGAAACAACCUGAGGCUCUUGAAGACUUAGUACACUGAGAUGCCUGGGUACUGCUUGUGCUGGCAGGGCAGUGGGUCAGGGAAUGAGGAAGAAAUGGUGUCAUAACAUGUCUGCCAAAUUGGCCUAGCCUCCAUAAGGCCAUUGUGUGAAUCAUAACAAAGUAUGGAUAACAUUGUGAAGAAUGAUCAUUCCAGAGCUCUUAAUUGUGCUCAUGAGGAACCUGUACGUAGAUCAAGAGGUAGCCAUUGAAACAAGGAGACGCUGCGUGCUUUAAAGUCAGAAAAGGUGUACAUCAAGGUUGUAUCCUUUCACCAUACAUAGUCAGCCUGUAUGGUGAGCAAAUAAUCCGAGAAGCUGGAUGAUAGAAGAACGGGGCAUCAGGAUUGGAGGGAGACUCAUUAACAACCUGCAGAUGACACAACCUUGCUGAAAGUGAAGAGGACUUGCACUUACUGAUGAAGAUCAAAGACCACAGCCUUCGGUGUAUACCUCAACAUAAAAAUCCUCACAGCUGGACCAAUAAGCAACCUCAUGAUAAAAGAUUGAAGUCAAAAAUUUCAUUUUGCUUGGAUCCACAAUCGGCAGCCACAGAAGCAGCAGUCAAGAAAUCAAAAGAUGGGCCAGAGGCGGAGCCAAAAUGGCGGAAUAGAUGCUUCCGGCGAGCCCUCUUUACAACAAAGACCCGAAAAACGAAGUGAAACGAAUAUAUUUGUGACAAGCUGGGAGCCCUGAGCAUUAAAAGCAAGCUUAGACAACGAACUGAGGAGCAGGGGAAGAAAAGACCGUUCAGAAGUGGAGAGGAGUUACCGGACCUGAAUCGCGGGGAGCCUUCAGGCACCAUUCCCGGAGCGGCAGUGGUGGGAUGGUACUAGCGUCCGGCCGCAGUUUCCUCGGAGAAGCAGCCAGCCACACAGCCUACUCACACCUUUGGAACCUGAGGAGAAUGGCUCUUUCGGCAAAAGCUAAGUAUUUGCAUAUAUUUUACUGCACCCCCGCACCCCCAAGCCAGCUUCAGUGGCUGAAUCCUGGGCCUGAGAUAGACUCUGGUGAGCACCUAGAGCCAUCCUCCCAGCCUUGGGGAAGAAAAAAAUUUGCGACUGGGGGGAAAAGAUAAUUUGCUAGCUCCAUUAACCAGGGGAGCUCAGGACAGAAGCAGUUCCUGUCUAGGCAUAAACCGUCCGUGGACCUCGAGCACCUUUCCCUUCUGCAUGGACCUGUGUGGUCCUAUUUUGGGAGAAUAGGCCCUUGUUGGCAAACUCCAACCGUUUCAGCUGUGCGGUGCAGAGGUGGGUGUUUGACGUUGGACAUUGCCUAUUAAACAAGGUCCUCACCCACAAAAGCGACCUAAGGACUGGUAGCUCCACUCAGGUCACCCAGCCACGCAUGACAGGGUUUCAAAGAUAACUGGUACCUCCCAGUGCUUACAACCAAAAACUUUGGGUGCCCAUGAUCCCUCUGCAGAACUCACCCACCAGCACACUCUAGGGAACAGAGAUGCAUUUUCCUCAGAGACACUUGGGUGUCGGUUCUCAGCCCCCUGCCUUGUUCAGACCGUGACCCCUUGCUGCAGUCAGAUAGUGGUAUAUAUGCCAAUCACCCCUGCUCCUCUAAGACUGUAGGAUAGACCCUGUACUGCACACUUGAUGAUAACCUACCUGGGAACUUGAGCUGAAUUCAUGCAAGAAAAGUGAAUGGACUCCUAGACUGAUAUACCUGAUAACAGCUCUAGCUGGCUGGGGACAGGACAUCAGAGCUCCAAAGGCAAAAAUAAUCAAGCUAGCUCACUGAAGCAACCCAUAGGGGCAUACCAAAACAAAACAAAACUGUUAAAUAUGAAGGUGAGAUUAAGACAUUUCUAAAUAAGCGUAAGUUUAGGGAAUUCAUAGAAACCAAACCAAAACUACAAGAAAUACUAAAGGGAGUUCUUUGGUUAGAAAAUCAAUAAUACCAGGUAUCAACCCAAGACUAGAACGCUGGGCAGAGCAACCAGAAAUCAACCCAGAUAGGGAAAUCUAAAAAACAAAGCAAGAUUCUAAAAAAAAAAAAAGCCCAAAACAGGGUAACAGC